GGCAUUUUGUGGGGCUCUGCCCGCUAAUCAUUAUCCGGCUGUGUCGUGCCCCAUGGCAGGGGAGGACCUGCAGGGCUCGCAAGGCGUGGCGCAGGCGCCGUACUUGGUGCCCGCGGUGUUGACCUUGCCCGAGGACGAGCCGCCCACGCCGCGUGACGCCGCGCGUGACACACCGCGUUUGACGCGCCGGCGGAGCUCCAUUGCCUCGUCGGGGUGCAACUUCCACGACAUCCUCGGGCAAAUCCAGGUCUUGCAAGAGCGCUUGCUCCAGAUCUAUGAAACGGACGCACAGACGAAUCAGACGACGGAUGCACGGACAAAGCUAGCGCCUGCGUUGCAGAAGACUUGGACGAGCAAAAAGGGGAAGCACAAGUCCAGCUCGGCGGCCUCUUCGAAUCAGCUCACCGUGAGCCUGGCCGAAUAUCCCAAUCCCUCGGAGUCCCCACUGGAGGGGCGCGGCAGCCUGGAUCGGCAGACCUCGGUGGAGCGGCGGCUCUCAAGGAGCUUGGUGCAAAGCGCGCGGCAGAAGACCACCAACCUGGAGCAGUUGUUGCAGAGCUCAGAUGUUUCCUUCCAAAUUGGGCAGAUGUGGGCCAUGCGCGACGAAGACCUCCAAGAGUUGCAGAAGAACAACGCGGUGACUUCUCCACGCUUGGCGACGGGCGACACGGGUGGUGGCAAGAAGUACCGCUGUCAGACGGAAAGGGUUCCCGGUUGGGCCAUCCGCCCAGAGGCGCCCAUCAGGAUGAUUUGGGAUUGCUUGGCCAUGGUAGUGCUACUCGUUGAGAUUCUCACCGCUCCUCUGCAAGUCUACGACAUCAGCGAAGGCUUCCGAGGUGUGUCGGAUGUGCUUCAUUGGGUGACUACCUGCUACUGGUUGCUAGAUGUUCCGGCCUCCUUCUUCACCGGCGUCUACAUCAAUGACAUUUUGCACACGAAACUGGCGGACGUGGCCCGUGCAUAUCUCAAAUCCUGGUUUUGGUUUGAUAUGCUCAUGUUAGCACCUGAAGCUUUGGUGAUUGUGAAUGGCUUACUGGAGCCUGGCGAUGCAGAGGAGGGCUCCGCCUCGGGGAUCCUGCGUGCCUUGCGCGCCCGGCGCCUGGUGCGGGUCGCGCGCUUCGUGCGGAUCCUGCGCUUUCGGAAGUCCAUGACGGUGAUCAAGAAGCUGAGCUGCUAUCGGCAAUUCCGGCUGUUCUUCCAGGGUUGGGUCUCCUCCACUUUGAUGCCCAUCCUGAUGCUGACGUUGGGCCUGAUGUUUGCGGUGCAUUUCCUGGCCAGCCUGUGGUUCCUGGCUGGGGAUGUGGAAGGUGGCUGGGUGGUGUUGGAAGGCCUCCAUGAACAAACCAUCGGGCAACAAUAUGUGAGAAGCGUGGAGUGGGCCGUGUCCCGGUUGCCUGCUUCGUCUUUAAAGUUCAAUGUGGAACUCAACACUGCCUUUGAACGCUGGCUGGCCAUUAUUGCCACAGGCAUCGCCUUGAUCAUCUCCUCCUUGUUUGUCAGUGUGUUGACCAACCUGAUGGCAGAUGUCGCUCGCCGAACCCGGAAGAUGACGCAGAUCAUGGAGUCGGUGCGAAGGUAUUGUGGAACCUGUGGCGUCUCUGCCAUGCAUACGAUGAAGAUCCGCCGGCUGGUGGAACGUGAGCAUUGCCGGGAUAGCAUCCAAGACCACAUGCAGUUCUUGCUCUCUUUGCCCGAAGGUCUGGUAAAGGAGCUUUUUCAUGAGGCUCGCUCCAUUACUUUGGCUUGCCAUCCCUUUUUCCUGGAGAUCGGCGCUGCCGAUACCACCAUGGAGUUGAACCUUUGCAACCAUGCUGUCCGUGAAUUGUACCUCUUGGAGAACGACAUGCUUUUCUACAGCAAUCAGAAGGGUCAAGGCAUUUACCUCAUGGCCUCUGGGGCGGCGCACUAUUUUCCGGGCUCCGAGUUCUACCAGCCUCAGGUCGCCACGCCGCACGAGCGGACCAAGAACAAGCACGGCACCAUGAGUUUCCUCGGUGUCUUCGGGGUGGGCUCCUUAGAAGGUCAGAGCACCGAGAAGAGCGAAGGCAGGAAGAGCACGUUUCGCGCUGACUCGCGGCAUCACAUGGAAAUCUCCGCGGAGGAUUACUGCAGUGAGCAAUCUUUGUGGAUCCGAGGGUGGAAGCACCAGGGAAGACUGGAAGCCUCGGUCGAAAGUCGGGCACUGCAUCUGCCCACGAACGAAGUAUUCCUGGUGCUGCAGGACCACGCAGACUCCUUGGCCACUGCUGUGGUCUAUGCACGCUCUUUCGUGGAGGCGAUGAACAACUUGCCAGCAGGGGAGAUCUCAGAUCUACCGUUGGAGCACGAGUGCUUGGCAAACUUUGCUGACCCAACGAAAUCAGCCAACUUGAAGAAGAAGUUUCUGGAGAGGCCCGACCGUGUGCAACCUGAGCCCAGUAGUUCUCCGGACACUUGAGCGGCGCCAGAGUGCGGGGCGAAGUAAAGACAGAGGCCACGAGUCGUAAAAAGAGCAUCACGAAGUCGUAAAAAUGGCC
Durusdinium trenchii is the source of this 2516-nucleotide messenger RNA. The record is from the annotation of a GenBank genome assembly. NCBI's taxonomy places the organism in Eukaryota, Dinophyceae, Suessiales, Symbiodiniaceae.